Messenger RNA from Ziziphus jujuba (common jujube), 915 nucleotides. RefSeq names its product homeobox-leucine zipper protein ATHB-52. Bases 137 to 685 code for a protein of 182 amino acids. The transcript has a single exon. Lineage: Eukaryota; Viridiplantae; Streptophyta; Magnoliopsida; Rosales; Rhamnaceae. Gene Ontology annotation, molecular function: sequence-specific DNA binding; DNA-binding transcription factor activity, RNA polymerase II-specific. Gene Ontology annotation, cellular component: nucleus. Gene Ontology annotation, biological process: positive regulation of DNA-templated transcription. The record is from RefSeq and is a predicted model, not a curated record.
AUUAUAUCUGAUAAUAUAUCUCUUAUUACCACAAUCACUACAAUUCCUUCAUAUAUACCAUAAUCUCACCACAUUUCCUUCAUUUCUCAAAGCUUUUUCCUUUUUUUUUUUUUUUCCCCCUUUUUAUCCAAGAAAAAUGGAUAUGUUCAAUACCCAGAAGAGCCAGAACCAAAAAAAGCCAUCAAAAAACUACAAAAAGAGGCUAACAUAUGAGCAAGUGAAGCUCCUAGAGAGAAGCUUCACCUCCAACAACAAGCUCCAGCCAGAGAGGAAGCACCAGCUCUCGCUUCAACUUGGAAUCCCACCGAGACAAGUGGCGAUUUGGUACCAAAACAAGCGAGCCAGGUCCCGAACCCAAAGCCUUGAGCUCGACUAUAGUGCGCUCCAGUUGAGUCUAGAGAAUGCACUGGCUGAGAAACAGCAGCUGAAGAGAGAGGUCGAGAGGCUUAAUGGUGAGCUAGCGAAGGCUCAAGAAAUGCUGUUUGCCUUGAACGUCCAGACAACAACGACGACGACCACAACAGCGUCUUCUUGUGCUCGGCCUGUAAUUUGUCCUUCCCUUUCUUGCUCUGAUCAAGAGGGAAUGAGCUCUGCAAGAUCUACCAUUGUUCAUGAUCUGGAUGUGGAACUUGAGGAGCUCUAUGCUUGUUUGAUUGGUAGUGAUGGAUUAAUUAGCUGGGAUUGACAUAGUGAUGGAUUAAUUAGCUGGGAUUGACAUAGUUAUCUAUCUCUCUAUAUAAAUAUGGUUAACUAGUGUAUGGCAAACUAGACAUAAUUCAUAUAAUUUCAUUCUGAUCAGGAAAUAUAUAUAUAUAUAUAUAUACACAUAUAUGUUUUUAGUCCAGGAAAAAUGUUCGUCUUAUUCCAUUUUGCCUAUGAAUGUUUAUUUUCUCUUUAAUAAUUAAAAUGCCUUAU